UUAAACUGGUUGUCUCAAAAAUCUACUCUUUAUUUGAUGAAUAGAGAAAUGUAAUGCAUUUCUUAAAAAAAAAAUACAUUAAGUAAUAAUACCAAAAAAAUAACAUGUACACAGACCAAUUCAUACAUUGACAGACAUUAAAAGGAAUACACUAGUAAAUACUAUUGCAGGAUUUCAUUAUAGGACAAGUUACAGAAAAAAAAAACUGUUUUACAUGGUAUUUAACUGAAUUGGACUGUUUUACAUGGUAUUUUAUCUGAACACCUGACCGAUAUUUGUCCUUAAUUAAUAAUCAGUUUGGACUGAGCACUUUCUGCACGUCAUCACUUUAUUUGCCUGCUCUUUAAUCAAUAAAAUAAUAUUUUUUCACAUGGUUUUGAUCAGUGAUUUUUCAUCACCAUUCUUCAAAAUGCAUUUGGAGAUCUACACACCUGGUUGUGUUUGUUUGGACAUCAUUUUUAAGGCGCAGUAAGGACUUCAUUUAAGACUUAAAAAUAAAUACAAACAUUGGACACAAGGAAACAUGUUUUUCUUUCUGGCUUUCUUUCCUUGCAUUUAUUUCAAACAAAUAACUAAUUUUAAUCUUGAUUUUUCAACAGGGAGUGGAUCAAGUAUGUUUGCUGAUAAAUAGAUUAUUUGACGCUGUGAGGACAGUGUAUGGUGAAGUUGACCAAAGAUUGGCUCCUCGAUCCCAAUUUGAAUUUCUUUUCAACAGUCCCCUUGAAAGCACAAGAGGUCGCCCAAGAUACUGCAUAACCAAAGAUCAACUACAGCAACUACGUGCAACAGGAAUGCCAUGGUGUUCAAUUGCAGCUUGCCUCUGCACAAGUGAGCGGACACUGUUUCGCAGAAGGCAGCAAUAUGGAAUGACAGGAGAAAAUUAUGCCAACAUCUCAAAUAGUGAACUGGAUAAUAUUAUAAGGGAAAUCCUGAGAGAAACGCCAAAUGCAGGAGGCAACUAUGUUCAAGGUGGUGUCCUAGCCAGAGGAUUAAGAGUUCAGAGAAGGAGAAUUAGAGAUCGAUUAAAUGCCCUGGACCCAGUUGGCAGAGCCCUUAGAAGACGGCAUACAAUUAGAAGGAGAAUAUAUAAUGUCAGAGGACCUAAUCAUUUAUGGCACAUUGAUUCAAAUCACAAGCUUAUUUCAUGGAGAUUUGUGUACCAUGGAUGCAUUGAUGGUUACAGUAGAAUGAUUAUAUACCUGACAUGCUGCACAAACAAUUGUGCAGCUACUGUUUUGCAUUUCUUUGAAGAGGGUGUAUCAAGGUAUGGGUUACCACUGAGAGUUAGAGGGGAUCGAGGUGGUGAAAACAUUGAUGUUGCUAGAUACAUGAUUAUGAGCCGUGGCAGAAACAGAGGAAGUUUUAUUGCAGGCAGAAGUGUUCACAACCAGAGAAUAGAGCGUCUUUGGGGUGAAGUGAACAGAGUGGUUUCUGAGUUUUAUAGGCAAUUGUUUAUGUACAUGGAAAACAUUGGAAUCUUAGAUUCUACAAAUGAAGUUGAUUUAUGUGCAUUACACUUUGUUUACAUUCCAAGAAUAGGAAAUUCUGUGCAAGAAUUCACUCGCCAGUGGAAUUACCAUCGACUUAGCACUGUUCAGUCAAUGUCUCCCUUAGCAUUAUGGCAUUCUGGAAUACUUUCAGAUCUUACUACAGUAAAUUCACAAGAUCUUCUGAGUGGCAUAGAUAAUUAUGGAAUUGACCAUGCAGGCCCAAUUACAGCAAAUGAGGCAGACACAUACAUUCAUGUUCCACAUAAUACAGUACAAAUGAGCGCUGAAAACCACAGGGAGCUUCUAUCUCUUUGUGAUCCAUUAUCAGAUGAUGACAAUAGUGGUAUUAAUCAUUAUUUAUUUGUUUUGGAUUAUGUGAUAAACAAUGUUAGAUAGUGUUGUAUACAAAUAAUUACGUUCCAACUCAAUUAAUUGCAAAAAUGGUGUUGUUGUAUCACUCCCGAUGCUACAUAUGUGGGUGGAUACUCAUCCCCCUGUCCCUUUUAAGUUGGGUUAGUAGCCUGUCCAGGUCAAAAGCUUCAAUCCCCAUAGUUCCUAGCAAACCUCCUUUGUUUGUCCUCUUUCUUUCUUCUUCCUUUUUCCAAUAAUUCCUUUCUGUUAUCUUCAACUCCAUCUCUGCCACAUCUCUCUCCUCUACCUCUGAUCACUUACAACCAUCUGCUAAUGCUGUGCAUGCAAACCUUUCCUCUAGUCUUAUUCUUGAUUUUUCGCCAGCCUUCAACACCGUGGAUCAUUCUGUCCUCUCUACCACUCUGUCUAAUCUUGGUAUUUCUGGUACACCUUUAUCUUGGAUUCAAUCUUACCUCUGUUAACGUACUACUGUGGUUUCUCUUUUCUCUUCUUGCCCCCCCCCCCCCCUCCUUCAAUGGAACAGGCUCCCCCUUAAUAUUAAGCAGUCUCCCAACCCAAUGACAUUCCGUUCCUCCCUCAAACCCACCUAUUUUCUGUGGCCUACCCUAAUUCUCCUCCGAAUCCUUCCAUACCAUCUUUCCAAUUAGAUUUGUUGUUGUCUUUUUGUUUGUCUAUUGUCCUCUCCUGCCCUUCCCAGCAUUCAUUUAUUUACAUAUUUGUCAGUUUCCUUUGUUUAAUACAAUUUUCAUUUAUCCUAUACUGUACUGUUACACUUUGUAAAGCACUUUGAUAAAAGCGCUAUAU
Messenger RNA from Acipenser ruthenus (sterlet), 2666 nucleotides. RefSeq lists its product as uncharacterized. Bases 792 to 1886 code for a protein of 364 amino acids. The record is from RefSeq and is a predicted model, not a curated record. Gene Ontology annotation, molecular function: nucleic acid binding. The transcript has 4 exons. Lineage: Eukaryota; Metazoa; Chordata; Actinopteri; Acipenseriformes; Acipenseridae. Gene Ontology annotation, biological process: DNA integration.